Molecule: messenger RNA, 2179 nt
Organism: Patiria miniata (bat star)
Lineage: Eukaryota; Metazoa; Echinodermata; Asteroidea; Valvatida; Asterinidae
Product: medium-chain acyl-CoA ligase ACSF2, mitochondrial-like
Exons: 13
Coding region: 140-2005 (621 amino acids)
Biological process (GO): fatty acid metabolic process
Molecular function (GO): medium-chain fatty acid-CoA ligase activity
Source: RefSeq, a predicted model, not a curated record
UUCAAGUACAGUACACACACACAAAUUCUAUGAAAAGUGCAUGCAGUUUUACUGCACUUGAAUUUACUGUCAUGAAUGUGUGUAAACAUGGAGUAGCGGUUGCAUCUGAUUUGAUUUGGUGUUUCAAAAACACGCAAAAAUGACGUAUGUCAAGCAAGCGAUCGGCAAAUCUGGCGUGCUGGGCAUCUGGAAUCGAAGUUCCCUGAGAGAGAGUGCACUAAAGAGCCUUGUAACGCAACGAGUGAAGCUGCAAUCACGGCAAUGGAGGCGGACAAUUUCGGCCCAUCAUCGGUACCUGUCGACGUCCAGCAGCUCUGUUCUCUCCAAGCAAGAGUUGAGCUACUGUCACAACCCAGGUGCCACCCCACUGAUUGGUAAGACCAUAGGACAGAUCAUGGAUGAAACUACCGAGAAGUUCCCCGACAGAGACGCACAUGUCUUCCUCAGAGAUGGAAUACGGAGGACUUUUGAAGAAUUGAGAGAGGAGACUGACAGGGUAUCAACUGGCCUCCUAGCCCUGGGCAUCAAGAGGGGUGACCGAGUGGGUAUGUGGGGGCCUUCUACCUUAGAAUGGGUGCUGACACAGUUUGCUACAUCGCGUAUCGGUGCCAUCAUGGUCAACAUCAACCCAGUCUACAGAGUUCCUGAACUGGAGUACGCUCUGAGAAUGUCUGAAUGCAAAGCCAUUGUCUGUGCCCGGACGUUUCGUACGUUAGACUACUAUACGAUGCUCGGAGAAAUCUGUCCCGAGCUUGAUACUGGCAAACCAGGACAACUCGAUUGUGCUAAGCUUCCUGAUCUACAGACUGUAAUCUUCAGGGGUGAGGAUAAUUUGCCUGGGACGUUCAACUUUCCUGACCUCCUCAAGAUGGGUGGCAGCACUGAAGAGACACUGAGAGAUGAAUAUGAGAACAGGAUUCACUUUGAUGAGCCCAUCAAUAUUCAGUUCACCUCGGGUACCACCGGAUUCCCGAAGGGUGUCACUUUAACGCAUCACAACAUCGUCAACAAUGCAUUUAACAUUGGACAUACGGUUGGCUACCAUGAAAAGCACCACCGCAUUUGUGUUUCUGUGCCUUUGUACCACUGUUUUGGCAUGGUGGGUGCAUCGUUGUGCGGGAUGGUGCAUGGUGCGACCUGCGUCUUCCCUUCCCCUGGGUUUGAGGCUGGGGCAGCCCUGGAGGCAGUUGCUACAGAGAGGUGUACAUCUCUCUACGGCACGCCGACCAUGUUCAUUGACUAUCUCCAUCACCCAAGGCUAUCCGAGUUGGACGUCUCGAGUCUCUCCACGGGCAUCAUGGGUGGUUCACCCUGUCCCAUUGAAACAAUGAAACAGUGCAUGACACGCCUCAACAUGGAGGAUGUUUCUAUUAUCUAUGGACUAACUGAAACGUCGGCUGUUAUCACACAAACCCUCCGAGAUGAUCCCAUUGAGGAGAGAGUCUCCACUGUUGGGAAAGCGGCACCCCACACCGAAUUGAAGAUAAUCGAUCCUCAAACUGGAGAGAUCGUGCCGCGCAACAUGUCUGGUGAGCUGUGUAGCCGAGGAUAUGCUACUAUGAUUGGCUACUGGAAUAACCAAGUGAAGACCGAUGAAGCUAUUGAUAAGGCUAGAUGGUUCCAUACAGGAGAUAUCGCGGUGAUGAAUGAGGAGGGCUACGUGUCUAUUGUAGGACGCAAUAAAGACAUGAUCAUCAGAGGCGGGGAGAACAUCUAUCCUGCAGAGAUCGAGAACUUCCUGUACAAACAUCCCAAGAUCAACGGUGUCCAGGUGAUUGGUGUUCCAGAUGAGCGUCUGGGUGAGAUAGUGUGCGCCUGGGUCAAACUUAAGGAGGGACAAACGGCAACGGAAGACGACAUCAGGGACUUCUGUAAAAGAGAGAUGGCUCACUUCAAGAUCCCGAAGAUCGUUCACUUUGUGUCGGAGUUCCCGCUGACCGUAACAGGCAAAGUGCAGAAGUUCAAAAUGCUAGAAGAAAUGGUUAGAAUUAUGGGCAUCAAGUAGUAUGUAAUCCUGGGCACAAAGCCUUUUGACCUUUACUAAUACUGGAAGUCUAAUGAGAAUUGAAUGUAACUUAAAAACAAUUUGCUACAAUCAAACUAAUGUGAUGCGAUCAAGCUAAAUGAGUCGUUUGUCAGGUAUUUUUAAUUGGAGAUUCAGACCGAAAUAAAAUCACUU